Molecule: messenger RNA, 474 nt
Organism: Rotaria socialis
Lineage: Eukaryota; Metazoa; Rotifera; Eurotatoria; Philodinida; Philodinidae
Source: the annotation of a GenBank genome assembly
AUGAAUAAUACUGCAUAUGCUUGGAUUGCUGCUGCAAAAUAUAUUCCAAUUGGUUUUGCAUCAGCUGCUGAUGAUAAUGCACUUAAUUCAUUUAUUCAAUCGCCUUUAAGUGGUUUAGAAUCGAAUCAUAAGAAUAUAUCAGUAUUAAGUGCAGUUGCUGCAUUUUUAUAUUCAUCAUAUAUUAUUAUUUCUGCAAUUUUAAAUCCAUUUCUUGGAAAACAUCUUGAUAGUGUCUAUACAUCAACUGGAACAAUCAGACCAGCAUUUCUAAAUACAAUCGCUAUUCAAAUGGCUCUUAUUUCAGUGUUAGUGAUUGCUUCUACUUUUAUUCCAAAAGGUGCCUUUGCAUUUAAUCCAAAAUUUAUUCACGGUGAUAAUUCAAAAACUACAAGUAACAGUGCAACAAAUUCGAAUGAUACUAGUAAAAUUGCUGAAGAAAAAGACACAAGCUCUGACUUGAUUACCCGUUUUUGA